AAAACGAUAGAGCUCCGGGAGAGUGGUAAAACGGUUAGAACAACAACGAAAUACGAUUCUUUUUCAGCUUUUCAAAGCAUUGGCGGCCGGUUAUUUUAUAUGGAAGUGAAAGAAUUUUUUUGAAAUUUAAAUAAACUCGUAAAUUUUAUCAUUUAUUAUUUGGAUUUAGUAAAGCGUAACAUUUUGUAAGCGUAAAUACCUAAACAAUAUAUAGCGGAAUAAAAUUCUAUAUUAAUAAAAACAACAACAAAAGAGUGCAAUAUUUAUCUCAGGGUUAUUAGGUUAAACCCCCACCCUGUUUAAUAGUUAAACUUUAAUUAAUUAAGCUUUUACAAAGCGCUAACAAAAUGCAUAACGGUGGUUUUGGUUACAAUCCUGCGGGUUAUGUGAAAAAUUUCAAUUGUCUACGUAACUGGUGUUUUUGGGCGGGCGGUUUUGGUUUGGUCCAGUCCUUAAUAUGGAUCGGUUUAACAUUAACCGGCAUUUUAUCAUAUAGCUGUAUCAUUAGUAUUGAGGGCACCUUUAACUAUGGCAGUCUGUUUCGAGUGGUAUUUCUAGAGCUAUACUUUAUGGGUACCUGUGCCAAUAAUAUACCUCCAUACAAUAAUGAUAUGCUAAGGGAAGUUAAAACCGUAUUAAAUCCACAAGAUAUAGUUAUAUGGGAUAGUGUAUAUCUAGCAGUAGCAGUAUGUUGGCUUUUGGCCUCAGUGCUAUUAAUGACAUAUCUCAAACAAGAUCAACCUAGAGUGGUUAGCGGCGUUUUAUGGACCUGGGUUUUGGUAACAUUCUGCAUUUGUGCUAUGGAUUUAGCUUUGGGUAUUAUUUUCGGCAUUGACUAUGGUCGUUUCAAUCGCAAAGCCUACGAUUAUAAUUUAAGCAGCGUUAAUGCUGGUGCUAUUAAUCCAGAUGCUGCACAAUUAUUGGCCGGUAUGGUGGCCUCUAUGUCUAUGUUGAUCUUAUCGUUUAAGGGUUUCGUUUUAUGGAUUGUAAAUGUUUGUUUUAUGAUUUAUUUGGCUGUGCGUGCCUUAUGGAUUGGUCACGAUAACAAUGGAGCGAACAACCUAUUUAUGCCACGCAAGGAAUCCGAUGAUAUAUUGGCCACUAGACCACCAAUUAAUGCCUAUCAGGAAGAAGAACAAAAACCCAGUGUCUUGUCUACAGUCUUUGCCAACGAAGGCUUUGAACCGGACAAUAAUACCGUCGAAAAUGUCAAUGUUAUCAAUCGUGAUAUAAUUGCUCGUGCUGCACGCCUUUCAACCGAUGUUCAAUUACAUGAAAGACGUUUCCGUAAUUUAGAUAAUUUCCAACAAUAUCCACCACGCUCCAGGCCCGAAUCUAUGAUGCCUGUACAGGAGCAACCACAACAGCCAAACUCACCCAUGGUAGUGGCCGCUUUCCCAGCACCCGACUAUACGCCACCCAUGCAAAGGGCCGCUCAAAAUCCAAAUCGUAAUCAAAGAUAUCAAUAGUUUGAAUAGCUAGAGGUUAAUUCUUCUAAGUGUAUGAGCGUUUUUUUUUUUCUUUUUUUAAUAUUUAAUUAUUUCUUUUAAUUUUAUUGUUGCUUUUUAAACAAAAAAUAAAUAAUAAUAAAAAAAAACAAUUGUUAAAAUACUGUAUAAAUUAAGAAAAAAAAAAAAACGAUGAUGAUUUUGUGUCACUAGACAGUGAUAACAUUAGCACUUGAAA
This is a messenger RNA of Lucilia sericata (common green bottle fly), 1686 nucleotides long. RefSeq lists its product as uncharacterized. The coding region runs from base 348 to 1469 and encodes 373 amino acids. NCBI's taxonomy places the organism in Eukaryota, Metazoa, Arthropoda, Insecta, Diptera, Calliphoridae. The record is from RefSeq and is a predicted model, not a curated record. The transcript has 5 exons.